Messenger RNA from Pisolithus orientalis, 3702 nucleotides. RefSeq lists its product as uncharacterized. Bases 1 to 3702 code for a protein of 1233 amino acids. Gene Ontology annotation, molecular function: protein binding. The transcript is spliced from 11 exons. The record is from RefSeq and is a predicted model, not a curated record. Lineage: Eukaryota; Fungi; Basidiomycota; Agaricomycetes; Boletales; Pisolithaceae.
AUGCUAGCGGUUGUGAUCUUGACUUGGAGAAAAGAUGAUGCGUUGUGUCAAAUCGACGGUCCCAAAGGGCAGAUACUGUCCCUGGUCUUCCUUGCUGAUGGGAAGCAUGUAGUAUGUGCCUGCAAGGCCGAAAAAACGAUUCAAAUGUGGAACAUAGAAGGCCACGGGGAGGAGCAACUGAUGAAUCUUGGCGUUUCAGUGAAUGCUAUUACUUCUUCCAAGGACGGAAAUUUGAUUGUCACUGGGGGCGUGGAUGGAAAGGUGGUGGUUUGGGACACAAGCCUUCAAAAAAGUUGCGAGGCAGCAGAGCGGCAUGGAAGGAUAAUAACAGCCCUGGACGUAUCCUCACUACACGUCGCAAGCGGAUCAAGCGACGGGAAGAUUCGAGUCUGGAAAUUGGGGGAACCUGGAUUUCCUCCGGUGCCGGGCCCGUUGAUGCAUCACGACUCAUUCUCAGUCUCAUCAGUCAAGUUCUCGCCAGCCGGCAGCCACAUCGCAUCAGCCUGUGCUCACUGGGGUUGUAGUGUCAAGAUUUGGAACGCUCGUACCGGGCAUCAAUUAGCACCUAUCCGAAUUGAUGGCUCACCCACGCACUCACUCGCUUGGUCUAGUGAUGGUCGACGAUUAUUUGCUGGCUGUUCCAACGGUUCAAUUAGUUCUUUUGAUACGGUCACUCAAAAAUCCUCGAAGGUCGUGGAACCUCGUCCCGGGGACGAUGCUAUAAGUUCUCUUCGCAUCUCCAACAGUGAUCAAUUCCUUGUUUCCUUCUCGGCUCCUGGACGAACGGUUGACAUCUGGGAUAUCCGUAAUACCCCUGCAUGCACACCCAUUCGCUCGUACAACCGAUGUGUUUCAGCAUCCAUUUCUCCAGACGACCUCUAUCUGGCCAGCAGUGGAAUUGACAGGAAGAUAUCUAUACGAAGCCUCUCCAAACUCGUUGAGGCUUCCUACUUCUUCCACCGUCUCGCUCCUUUGCUGAGUGACUCGGAACCUUUCACAUAUGUCAGUCCCGCGGCGUACCGAGCUUGGAAAGUUGGAGAACUACAGCAAGUAGAGCACAUCCUAUCGAGGGAAAUUGAAGACAAACGAUACCAGCAUUUCGUUUGCUAUGCCCGUGCUAACCGCGCGCUCGUUCGAAUGCGGCGGGGGGACUUGAAUGGAGCUUUGGAUGAUGCUGGAGAGGUCAUUGGACAGAAUAAUGGUGCUCAGAUCCCACCCAUAGCUCACAUCGCGAAGGCUAUGGCAUUUAUUGGGCAGGGAAAACGAACGGAAACAAUAGCCGCUUUUGCAUCUGUCCACCAUGGUGACGCCAAGAACUUUGUCGAGUGCGUCAAGUUCAUCGCCUUGUUCGAGCUGGAGCUUCGUGAUAAACUAAAUCAUGGGACAGGGGUCGCUGAGUUUUUGCCGCUGGAAGACGCCUGCUCCUGUCCGUGGGUGAAAACACGCAAGCUACUCCUCCUGGUUGAGCAUUACAUGCAGAGAGGGGAAUACAACGAGGGUCUACGGCUUUUAGCGAAAGCACCUGAUCUUCGCCCGUUUCUCCAAGUUCCAGAAGCAAAGACACUACCACUAGUAUUCGGUUGGGACAUCUACGAUCUAGUGCACAUGGUUCAGCACCUAAUGUGCCAAGCCCUGUUUGCUUCCGGACGCACGCAAGAGGUGAUGAACUUUCUCCAAAUGAACGACAAUCACCUCGACGAAGAGAAUGAAUUAAGGAAAGCGGACCUUGGUUGGAUCUGCGAGAAGUUAGGUGACGAAGCCAUGUGCCGAAAGAAGUAUGACGAUGCCAUCACUUGGUACUCUGUGUCACUAGACCUUUGCCCAGAAGCUCGGGUUAUUGAUUGUGGAUCGGAAUUCGCAAAGAGAUGUUUCUCGGCAAUAGAUUUGGCCAGCGAUGUGGUGGAUGAGGCAAUUACUGAGGACUUGACCUUGAUGGCUCGCUACCCGCCCGGUUCUGCUCGUCUUCUUGUCAAGCGGAGCAAGGCAAGAGCAUUCAAACAGUCUUGGCAGGGUGCUUUGGAAGAUGCCAAUCAGGCAAUCGACAUGGAUAAGUUGUGUCCGUGGGGGUAUGAGAGAAGAUAUGUGGCGUUGCGUGCUCUUCGCCGUUAUCGAGAGGCGACCGAAAUAUUGGACAAGAUGGUUACAAAGGUGGAAGAGUCAGCCGAUCCAAGUAUCCGCCAGUUGCGCUCGAAUUACGCUGGGACAAUCAAAACAAUUGAGGGGCAGAUCAAAGCCAUCUGCGAAAUAUCUCCGCUCGUACUCAUCGAUGUCAAAACUGGAAAUCUCUGCGAUGCGACCGCUCGUGUCCGGAUGUUCAAAGCAGACGACACCUUCCAUGAACUUGUCUCGUCCAUGUCCACGGAGCUAGACAGCAAUCGCAUCAAGAAGGUGGUAGCAAGAUAUUUCCGCUACGUCAUGUUUUCGCAUACUUGGGAAGGGAAAGAACCCACGUUUCAAGACCUCUCUGAAAAAUCAGUCUAUGAGCUCGAUCCGCACCCGCUAAAGCAUAAACUUCGUUGUUUCUGCGAGAGAGCUCGGGAUGACCCCGAAGGAUACCUAUGGGCGUGGAGCGAUACCUGUUGCAUCGAUAAGACGAUCGAAACUGUUUACAGGAAGUCAAUACGUUCUAUGUUCAACUGGUACAGAGAUUCCGCUCUUACUAUCAUACUCCUCGCUCGUGCACCCACAUCGUCCACUCUCAAGAAUAAUAGAUGGAUGACACGGGCCUGGACACUCCAAGAACUCCUCGCACCCAAAUCCGUCCGUUUUUACGACAGGGACUGGAAACUCUAUGGGGAGGACACUCGGCCCAACCACAAGGAAUCACCUGACAUCAUGCGGGAGUUGGCGGAGGCUGUUGACGUUACCCAAGACACCCUCGUUGACUUCUCCCCGCAUUCGCUUAGCAUCCGAACUAAGCUCCGUCUAGCUUCGACUCGCGAAGCCACAGAGAAAGCCGAUAUCGCAUACGCGUUGAUUGGGAUCUUCAGCAGUGAUUUGAUUCCCGAGUAUCGCGACCCUGAGGAUGCGCUGGGGCUUCUCUUGCAGGAGAUUGUGCACCGGGAAGGUGACGCCAAAGCUGUGCUAGACUGGGUUGGGAAGUCGUCGCAGUUCAACAGUUGCCUUCCUGCUCAGAUCUCGGCUUACCAAAAUCCCCCCUACACUCCCCCACCCAUUCCGGAGAAUGAGAUGGAAGCGAGAGCUGCGAAACUGCAGGUCCUGUUACCGCAGCGGGAUGUCACCAUGUUUUUCGAAAGUCUUUCCGCCCUUGGCUCGAUAGGUUUCACUCAUCGGCGACUUACCCUGCCAUGCAUCAUAUUUUCUGUCUCAGUAUACACCGCGCGAAAUGAUGAAGCCUCUUCAGCUUCUAGUCAAAAUAUCGUCUGUCAAGCACAGGCAACAGCAUCAGGCCAAUUUCAGUUCAAAACCUCAUGCACGGCAUUCACGGCGCAGAGUGAGGUAGUGCUUGUAUACCCUUGGAUUCGUGAACUCCUCGCUCAGACAAAUCGACCGGAAUGGAACAAUUACACUCGGGCGUUACGACUAGUCGUCCAUCUCGAACAUCCAUUCAGAGCGUUGCUACUUAUGAAACAGUCCGUUGAUACAUACAAGAGAGUGGCUACUGACGAGGAGAUUCUCAUUCCCCGACGGGAGGUGAUGUCAUUGACGGAUAUUGGUAUGAAGGUACUGGAGAUCCGGUGA